This is a messenger RNA of Penicillium subrubescens, 3390 nucleotides long. Its product is annotated as ssDNA endodeoxyribonuclease RAD2. The coding region runs from base 1 to 3390 and encodes 1129 amino acids. The record is from RefSeq and is a predicted model, not a curated record. NCBI's taxonomy places the organism in Eukaryota, Fungi, Ascomycota, Eurotiomycetes, Eurotiales, Aspergillaceae. Gene Ontology annotation, biological process: nucleotide-excision repair. Gene Ontology annotation, cellular component: nucleus. The transcript has a single exon. Gene Ontology annotation, molecular function: DNA endonuclease activity; single-stranded DNA binding.
AUGGGUGUUACCGGCCUUUGGACAGUGUUGCAGCCCUGCGCCCGACCUAUCAAACUCGAGACACUCAACAAGAAGCGGCUAGCCGUUGACGCGUCAAUCUGGAUUUAUCAGUUCCUAAAAGCAGUGCGCGACAAGGAGGGUAAUGCCCUCCGUAACUCACAUAUUGUCGGCUUCUUUCGAAGGAUAUGCAAGCUUUUAUACUUUGGAAUCAAGCCGGUGUUCGUCUUCGAUGGCGGCGCACCGGUGUUGAAACGACAGACGAUUGCGGCGCGGAAGAAAAGAAGAGAGGGUCGAAGAGAAGAUGCGACAAGGACUGCGGGGAAGUUGCUUGCAGUGCAAAUGCAGCGGACCGCAGAAGAAGAAGCGGAGUCGCGACGACGGAACAAAAAGCGUCCCCAAGAUGAAGAGGAGGUGGUGCCUGAUGCCCCAGUCUAUGCGGACGAGGCUCUCAUGACCGAGCAGGAAAGGCAAAAGAACCGAAAAUUCAAAAAGAAGGACCAGUACCACUUGCCGAACUUGGAUGUCUCGCUUGAAGAGAUGGGUGCUCCGAAUGACCCUCGCAUUAUGUCCCAGGAAGAGUUGGAGGAAUAUGCACGACAGUUCCAUCAGGGCCAAGAUAUCAACCUCUACGACUUUUCUAAAAUAGACUUUGACAGUCCUUUCUUUCUCAGCCUGCCGGCCACGGACAGGUACAAUAUUUUGAAUGCAGCCCGGCUUAGGAGUCGACUGAGAAUGGGUUAUUCCAAGGAACAACUUGAUACUAUGUUUCCCGAUCGCAUGGCCUUCUCAAGGUUUCAGAUUGAACGAGUCACGGAACGAAAUGAUUUAACGCAACGACUAAUGAACAUCAAUGGUAUGAACGGAGAAGAGGCUUUCUACAAGUCUGGACAGCGAAUCGCUGGCGAGCGUGGACGAGAAUACGUCCUAGUCAAAGACAGCCAAAAUGAAGGUGGCUGGGUUUUGGGUGUUGUGGGAAAUAAGGAUGCGGGACAGGAAGACAAGCCUAUUGAUGUAGAUCAAUAUGGCCUGCCGGACCCUAUAUCAGACUCGGACGAGGUGUCGGAUGAUGACGAGUUUGAGGAUGUGCCUAUCGAAGGGGUCAACAGACUACCCAAGCUGCCGUUCCUUCAAGAGGGAGUUUUCGAUACCUCUUUACAGCAAGCUCAAGAAGAUAGAGACUUGCAAAAAGCAAUAUUCGAGUCACGCAGAAAUCCUCCCACUGCCUCUAACCGGAAAGCCGAUGAGAAUGCGCUUUUCGUCCAAGACGAUCAGGAUAUCCUAUCGCAGUCCCGGCGUCAAGAUUCAGACAUAUUCGAAGAAGAUGAACAAGACGAGCUCGCGAGAGCCCUCGCACUUUCAAUGCAGACCAACGAAGAUGCAGACGAAGACAUGCCUGACAUUUCUCUUAACCGGCCUUUGCAGGCUAUAACGGCUCCAGAACCUUUGCCAGAACCGACCUUUGAUGAAAGUGACGACGACAUGGACUUUUCAGCUGCAGUUGCUCAGACGAAGGUUUCCGAGAAGAAGUCUCUCAUUGAGAACCCAUUCUCUGGACCGCUUCCUUUCGAAUCUAUCACACUAAACAAGGCCACUAAGAAGCCCGACGAACCUCCUGAACUGGACGAGGAUGCUGGUGGCUUCGUCAAGGAGCCUGCGAAAAAGAAGAAGAAGAAGACCGAGCCGCUUCCACCGUGGUUCUUUGGAGACAAGUUGAGUGAAGAAUUUAUUUCGGAGCCAAUUUUCGAGAACGACAGCAAGGAUCAAAAUGACGCACACCAAGAUCACUUGUUCCUCUCAAAUCGGCGAUCACCAGAUAUCAUCGAGGUUGAUGACACCCCGGAGGUCAAGGAAGUGAUUGAUCUAGAUGAAGACUCAGAGAAGAUCCCUGAAGCCCCUAUGCCUAUCGAAGCCAUUUUAUCGGAAGAAGCAGAAACAACGAAACCAGAGUCCCCUCCUCGCCCAUCUGUGGCUGCAGAGUCUGUCGAAAAUGAGAUUAUCCAUAGUGCGCUCGAGGCCAAAGCCACAGCUGGAGAACCUCAUGUAGUCACUAUCGAAGAAGACGUGAAAGAGGCCAAUGUACCAGAUCAAUCUUUCCAGGAAGAGUCAUCUCCCGAACCCGAGUUUGAAGAUGUCGUACCCCCUUCUCCCGCUCCUGUCCCAACCGCAGGCCCUCCUGAGAUUACUGUGGUCACCGAUCGAUAUCCCGAGCCAGAAGAGGAACUUGCGCCGCCUGAUCUUCUCCGCCAAGACGAUGGCGACUUCAGUGACCCAGAGGAUGAAGACCUCAUGCGACAACUAGCAGCUGAAGGGGAGGAGCACGUCCGAUUCGCGCAAACCCUCAACUCGGAUGUCAUUCUCAAUCAGGUUGACUACGAGAAAGAACUCAAGCAACUCCGGAAUCAACAACGGAAAGAUCGACGAGAUGCAGACGAGGUGACACAGAUUAUGAUCAAUGAGUGCCAGCAGCUGCUCCGACUUUUUGGACUGCCCUAUAUCACUGCUCCGAUGGAGGCCGAGGCGCAAUGUGCCGAGCUUGUCACCUUGGGGCUGGUGGAUGGGAUUGUCACCGACGAUAGUGAUACUUUCCUUUUCGGUGGCACCCGCGUCUACAAAAACAUGUUCAACCAGAGCAAAUUUGUGGAAUGCUAUCUAUCGUCCGACUUUGAGAAGGAGUACGCGCUCCACCGACGCAAGCUUAUCAGCUUUGCACAUCUUCUUGGCAGUGAUUAUACUGAAGGCAUCCCGGGUAUUGGCCCCGUCAAAGCCCUCGAAAUCAUCACCGAGUUCUCAGGCCUUGAAGAGUUUCGAGAGUGGUGGACAGAGCUCCAGAUGGGUGUCAACAAGCCAGACGAUGCGCAUCUGGCCUUCCGGAAGAAAUUCCGUAAACAAGCCUCAAAGAUCUUCCUUCCACCGUCGUUCCCCGACACCCGGGUUGAUACCGCCUACCUGGAGCCUGAAGUCGAUGCAGACCCAUCGCAAUUCCAAUGGGGUGUGCCAGACCUCAAUGGCCUUCGACAAUUCCUCAUGACGACCAUCGGCUGGAGUCAAGAGCGCACCGACGAGGUCCUGGUGCCGGUCAUUCGAGACAUGAAUCGUCGGGCGCAGGAAGGCACACAGUCGAACAUUACGCAGUUCAUGCAGGGCCCUCUGGGCGCGGGAGCAUUUGCGCCACGGGUACGUAGUGGUGGUCCCAGCCGAAUGGAGAAGGCCUUCGGCCGACUGCGGCAGGAGGCCCGUGGUGAGGAGCCGGCAGCUGCACCAGCAGGUGCAGAUACAGCCACCGAGGAUCGGGCCGAGGAGGGCUCGAGCUCGGGCAAACGAGGGAGUAAAGGUGCCAAGGGUGGCGCCAGUAAGAAGCGAAAGAUGGGUGUGGACUCGUCGGCUGCAUGA